Molecule: messenger RNA, 1892 nt
Organism: Etheostoma cragini (Arkansas darter)
Lineage: Eukaryota; Metazoa; Chordata; Actinopteri; Perciformes; Percidae
Gene: cldnd1b
Product: claudin domain containing 1b
Exons: 5
Coding region: 411-1163 (250 amino acids)
Cellular component (GO): membrane
Source: RefSeq, a predicted model, not a curated record
UAACCACCGUCAAAAAUCAAAAUGAAGAAGAAAACCCAUCAACGUAGAAGAAGAGGGUGGAGGCCUGCUUAAAAUCCAACGAGCAAAAAAACAACAACGCUAGCGUUAAUAUUGACUGGUUUUGUCCAUCGAUGAGGUUGUGAACGCCUCUGUGUUUGGGACAUUGCUCAAGAUGCAGCACAAUAAUAUGAAUCUAUAGAGUAUCAUGUUGAGAUACUCUGACACAGGCAUACUACCUGACAAUAGUUAACAGACAUGCCGUGGUGCCUAAACACCAAGCAGAAAUAUAAUUUUUAGACGUCACACAGUGUAUGCCAAACUGCAUUCUCACUUUUUUUUUUUAAAUUAGCAUCAGAGAACAGUUCCUUCUGGUAAACACAGGCUCAAAUCAAGCUUUCUUCAUCUAGACCAUGGUGGACAAUCGCUAUGCCACAGCUUUGGUCAUCGGCUCGGUGCUGAGCCUGCUGGCGACAGUCUAUCUCUCUGUUGCUGUGGGAACGCAGCACUGGUACCAGUACAGCUGUCCACCAGUCAAAAGGGAGGGGGGCAACGCCUCCGAGCUCAGAGAGGAGUUCAUCAAAGGAGAGUUUGAUGAGAAGACUUACAGUGAAACCAUGUUCCGCCUGAACGGCACCCUGGGACUGUGGUGGAGGUGUAUACUGGUGCCCAGCCAGUCCCACUGGUUCAAAGAGCCAGGUAUGGCAGAUCCGAGGAUGGAGACGCAGUGUGUGAGCUUCACUCUUGCUCAGCAGUUUAGUCCAAAGUACAAAUACCGUGACAACGAAGAGGAUCUGCUGAGAACAUACUUGUGGAGGAGCCAGUUUCUCCUACCCUUGGUGUCUCUGGCUUUGGUGUUCCUUGGUGGCCUUGUUGGGGUCUGUGCCUGCCUGUGCCGCAGCUUCACCCCCACCUUGGGUGUGGGGGUGCUCCAUCUACUCGCAGGUCUUUGCACUCUGGGCACGGUCUGCUGUUUCCUGGCCGGUGUGGAUUUGCUCCAACGGUAUUUGCCACCACCACAAGGGGUGGAGGGCUCGUUGGGCUGGUCCCUCUAUCUCGCCCUCAUCUCCUUUCCUCUGCAGAUGAUGGCAGCUGCUUUGUUCCUUUGGGCGGCCAGGAGUCACCGCAAAAACUAUACCCGCAUGACUGCUUACAGGGUAGCCUAGAGAGAGACUUAUACAACCACUUCCCUUAAAACAGCCUGAGGAUUUUCUAAUCUAAAAAUUCAAAAAAAAAAAAAAAGGUUUCUGGUUAAGGACUGUAUUUGUUAUAACUUUCCACUUCUUCUGUAACAAUCUUUAAAUACAAAAAAAAAACAAUGACAUGAAACCACAAACCAUUUACCAGCUAAUCAUCAUUAGUGCUCAUAAUCAGGGGUUUAAAACCUUUGGGUUAUUUUGGGUAACCAUUUAUUUUAUAGCGUCUCUAACGUGUAUCUUACCCAAAGCAUGUUCUUUAAUGUAUUUUAAUACCCACAUAUUGUGGAUCAUUUGUUGUGUUAACUGUUUUGUGUGUGUGUGCCAUAAAUAAAUGCCUUCUUUUCUGUUGCCAUUGAUUCCAUAGCUGCUCACCACAUUGCCCUUAAAUCAGUUAUAGAUUAUAAACUUGCACAAAGGUUUCAGACAUGCAGUCAUGUAAGUCAGGGUAGCUUUCUAAAGUAGUGCAUGGAAAAUAUUACAAUAGCCUAAUUAUUAUAGGCUUAUUAUUAUAGAAAAAAAAAAUGUCAUGGUUUAUUUUUGCAUAAUCUUAACUAUUGAGCCUUUCCUGUGCAUGCCUUUUUAAGGUGACAUUUCUGUCAUCUGUGGUAAUUGUUGAUUUCAGUCUGUGGUAUGUGUUGACUAAAUGUAACCACUAAUCUCCCUGUCCCUCGUAUUUACAGACCUAAUAUUUAUUAA